Molecule: messenger RNA, 177 nt
Organism: Helobdella robusta
Lineage: Eukaryota; Metazoa; Annelida; Clitellata; Rhynchobdellida; Glossiphoniidae
Exons: 1
Coding region: 1-177 (58 amino acids)
Source: RefSeq, a predicted model, not a curated record
AUGGUUAUGGUGGCCAAUAAAAAGACGCAGAAACAGAUGGAUGAUGAUUUAAAUCUUUUUCUGGGGCCUAACACGACCAAGUUCACCACCUGGUUAGUUAGUCGUUUUCAUUUAGGUUUAUUAAUUUUUUUAAAGUUCUCAUGUUUUGUUUUUAUUUACCUUGUUAAGUAUUUUUAA